UCAUGAAGGCGUGUUUUCUUGGCUCUUUCAGACGCUACACUUCUUUCCUGUCAUCCAUUGUGACUUUAAGACAACUUAAUGGAUUCAUAACUUGUAAUAUAAAGGAUAUAAACUAGUUUUGUUUAAAUUUAAGGACCCUGGGACCCGACAACAUGAACUUCUUGAUACCUCGAAUAAUUGUACGGUGUUAAUAACUAGCUUCGCUGGUUAACCUCAACGUCGCCAACAAUAAUGGAGACUGGAGACGAAGUUUCACCCGAAGUACAGACUGUUUCUCCUCCUGUGUAUGUUUCGAGAGGACCAAACCCAGAACUGAAGAAACUUCUGUUUUUUAAAGUUUACAAGAGGAGAUGGUUUGUCCUGCUGGUGUUGUGCCUGUUGAACUGCUCCAACGCGACGUUAUGGCUGACCUUCGCUCCAGUAGCGGACCAGUCAGCCAAGUAUCUAAAGGUCACCUUGGAGCAAAUUAACUGGUUAUCACUGGUCUACAUGGUGGUGGCCAUACCCCUCAGUAUGGGGACCACGUGGAUGCUGGACACCCUCGGGCUGCGAGUCACGCUGAUUCUGGGGUCCUGGCUGAACAUGUUUGGAGCUCUGGUGCGUUUCUGUGGGAACCUAUCUGGUCGGGACUUCACAAUCCAGUAUGGUGUAGUGAUGCUCGGUCAGACCCUCGCUGCCUUGGCUCAGCCCCUCAUCAUUUUCACCCCCACCAAGUUGGCAGCACUCUGGUUUCCCGACCACCAGCGUGCUACGGCGAACACCAUCGCCUCAAUGUCUAAUCCCCUGGGCAUCCUUCUUGCCAACAUCAUCUCUCCCAUGAUCGCUCAAAGAAAUGAGUUAAUCCCAGCCCUGUUGCUGGCCUAUGCAGUCCCGGCAUGCAUCAUCUGUUUCUUAGCAACAGUGGGGAUACGGAGCAGCACCCCACCGACGCCCCCGUCAGCCAGUGCUGAGGCGUCCAGCUCGGAGCCGUUCAUACAGGGGAUUAAACUGUUGAUGAAAAACAAAGCCUACCUCAUCCUGCUGAUCUGCUUUGGUGCCGGCAUGGCUGUUUUCAGCUGCUUCUCCACCCUGCUGGAGCAGAUCAUGUGUGUGCAAGGAUACACCAAUUACUUUGCUGGUAUUUGCGGCGGCUGCUUCAUUGUCUUUGGCAUCCUGGGCGCUGCUAUUCUGGGUCUGUACGUGGACAAGACGAAGCACUUCAUCGAGGUAACAAAGAUCAACAUGAGCCUCACUUCUCUGGCAUGCAUCGCCUUCUCUGUGGUGUCUCUGAUGCAGGACCAGAAAAUCGCCAUUGCUGUGGUCUGCUCUCUUUUUGGAUUUUUUGGUUUCGCCAUUUACCCGGUGGCCAUGGAGCUCUCUGUUGAAUGUUCCUACCCUGUUGGAGAGGCAACAUCAGCUGGACUCCUCUUCAUAUCAGGGCAGGUUCAGUCUCUUCUCUACAUUGUCAUCCUUCAGGCAUUGACCACGCCACUCACAGACGCUCCUCUGGCGACAUGCGGGAACGACAUCCUGAACUGGAAGGUGCCGCUGAUGGUGAUGGCCAGUCUGCUCAGUUUCUUCACCUGCAUCUUCGUCAUCUUCUUCCACACACGAUACAAACGGCUCGAGGCAGAGGAAGAAGCGAUGUACGGGACUGAACCGGGGAGUAUCUCGACGACCACCGAGCACUCAGAGAGUAUAAACUCUGAAACCUCCUGAGAGGCUGCUGACCAAACACACAAAGAGAGUUGUGGGCAUUUAUUACAUAAACCUUAAGAUUCAGAGGAUUCCUCUGAUUAAGGCACUCGUGUUCUCAGUGAUCCUUUUUGGGGCCAAACAUUUUUGUACUUUGAUGUAUGAUAACAGAUUGUAUCUAAGCUCUGAGGCUGCUAACAGCAUCAUUCAAUUUUCAGAACUUAUAAAAUAAAGCACUUAUGACUGGGGAUGGUAUUAGUUAAUUUUUAUUGAUAUUUAUACCCUUAGAGGUACUUCUUUACUUCCCAAGACCUUAUUGAUACUGCUAUCAAUAGUUUUCUGUAAUCAUAGAAAAAAAGUUGACCUUAAUAUAAUUGGCCUUAAAUAUACCAGUUAUGUUACCCUUUCUAAUAGUAAUUUUAACAACCAAACCUAAGAUUUUUUUUGGCUUUUAUUUCUAGAGGAUGUCAGAAGAUACUUUGAAAUGGGGAUGAGAGGUUACGGUAUGACAUGCAGAAAAAAAAAGCCACAGGCUAAAUUUUAACUGUGCCACAUAUAUACAUGGGGUAUGACCUAAUUGAUAGGCCUUCUGCGCUCCUAGAUUACUAUAGCUACGACGUGCAUGGCUCUGUUACACCUUUCUGUGAAUUGCUCGUUGCGGAACAGAAAUGGGCAUUCCUUUUCACCUUUAUUGUGGAAUCUGUUUAAAAACGGCUUUUGUCUUUACUGUCAUGACAAAGUCUUGGGAUCUCACCACAGCUGCUUUGACUGGAGGAGGAUGAGGGCUGUCCUGCCGCAGCAGCAGCAGACAAGCUGACUAACAGCCUUUUAACAUUACUAACACUGACACUAACAGAGCUAGCAUUGCUUAUGUUAGCAGCACAGCUAACAGGUCUGGAUGACACACCCCCUACAGUAGUGGUCCUAAACCAUUUUUCUUUGGAGUCCCUCCUAUUUAUUUCAAAGACAAGCUGGUGCCUGCUGUUCUUUCCUGUUGUUUUUCUCUAUAUGUCAGCCACUGUGACUGACGGGUGACCCGUCCAGGGUGUACGCCGCCUCUCACCCAAUGACAGCUGGGAUAGGCUCCAGCCCCCGAAUCCUGAAUAAGCGGUGUAAAAACUGAAUGGACCGAUCAAUCUGAUAAAUGAUAAAAAUUCUCUCCAGGGGAUUAUCAAUUGCCAGAAAUACCUAAUGCAUCAAAUGUAAUACAAAAAUUUUUAUGUGAAAUUUAAUGGCAAUUUUUUCUCUUUUUGGCUUUCAAAAGAAGGUUUAACUAACAUCUUAGUUAAAAAUUAGAGUUUUUCUGGCAAUUUUUUGAGGUUUCAGGCUUCAAAGGGUUAAACUCGGCCUCACUUAAAUGAGUCAUUAGAAAAAGUUAAAGGCAUGGGCAUAAACAAAGGAAGACUUGAGCUGACAGUCUGUAGGUCCUGCCUUUAACUCAACAAAAUUAUCUGUACAUACUGCCAGUAUUUAUAGUAAAUAUCAGCAGAAAUGUUCAUAUCUGCUGAUAUGGAUUACUAAUGUUUUAAGCUAAAAUCUGCCGAUAAUGUCAUGCAUCCAUAUAAAAAAAUGUUUCCCAACCUGAGAUAUAAUAACGCUUAACAUCACCAGACUCAAUAGCAGUAUCUAUAAGGUUUUGAUUUCCAGGUUUUGAAAAAUGCACAUCCUUAUGGUUCUGGGUCUCCUCCAUCCCUACUGAUGAGUGUGUAAUAUUGCACAAAAAUUUAACUUUGGAGGUGAAAUUUGUACAGAUUUUUUUUUAGCAUUUUAUAGAUAUUCCUGAUGGCUGGGAAAGGUGGGAAAAUGAACAUUUCUGUACUGAUCAUGCAUUUGAAUGUUUAAUUUCCAUUUUCUAUGAUCAUUUUUCCCAUCCUUUACUGACAUAAUGAGAGGGAACUUUAUGAUGACUUGACUUAGAGUUUUAGAGAUUUAAAGCUUUUUCAUCCAAUGUCAGAGUUAUUUGUGUAAACAUGCUCCUUUUAAAUAUCUUGAUUUUUUUAUGAGUUGCAGCCAGUCUAAUGAACAGUUGUGCUGCUAAAAUCACUGCUGGUUUGUUAGAACUCAUUGCAGUCUUUCUUUUUACCUGCAUCCAUGCAGAGAAGAACUUUGUUGUGACUUUAAGGGAUUGACCUAAAAAAAAGAGCUUUUGUUGGUGUUUUAAAUCACUGACACGUUAUUCUGCCAUCAGACUGCACUGAGAAAACAGCUGACAAUAUUCUAGAUCUGCUAUGAUCUGUGUCAUAAAUCCUUACUGUUACAUUGACUCCUCUUGUUAAGCUUGCCAUGAUUACUCGAUUAUUUGCCAAUAACUGAAUCAAUCACAAAUCAUUUUGUUGUUUAAUUUUCUCAUUUCAGCCUCUUAAAAAAACAUUUGUUUUUAUUGUCAUUAGCUUUGUUAUUAGAUUUCUUAUGUUGGCUUUAAGAUUUUUCAGUGAAGUUCAGCCACAUUUUCAGAACUACCUCGGGACAGUUCUUUGCCUCCAGGUGGUUUACAGUUGCUGAACAUUCAAAGUACAGCUGUGGGUCAAGACAAAAGGGAUUGAGGGGUUCUUGACCUCAACCUUUUAACUCCAAAAUCUCAUCCGUUUAUUCUCAAGUCAGGGUGGACAUUUCUGUCCAAGUUGGAAGGAAAUCCCUCAAAGUGUUGAGAGGAUUGAACAUGAGGCCACAUGACCUUGACAUUUAAGCUCCAGAAUCAAAUCAGUUCAUCCUUGAGUCAGAGCAGAUGUUUUGCAGCAUUAGAGGAAAAGCCCUUGAAGCAUUUCUUAGAUACCAUGUUCGCAAUAAUUGCCAGGAUGGGCGGGCAUAUGGAGGGAUGUAAAAAAAAACCAGAAAUAAUGCCUCUGGCCCUGAGAAGUCAUAACAAUUACUUUAAUGUUGAGACAAAUAUAAACAAGUCAGCUCUUCAGUAUUUUGAAUAAAUAAGCUAUUUGUUCAUUUUGGCUCUGUAGGCCAAAAUUUCACAUCAGUUUAUUAUUGUCUUGAGCUAAAACCACUAUAGAAGAUACGAGUUAAUCUGAGUCUUUCCUUUCUUGACAAAUUAGAUAGUUGUCAUGGAAAUUUUAAUGUUAUCUCAAGAUUAUACUGUUAAUUGCACUUGCUCAGCCACUGAGAGAUACACAGUGAGGAAAUGCACUUCUGGUGUUUCCAGAUGACUGCAGGUAGAUUGAUGAAUCUGUCAUCUGCAGCCAUUUAUCCGACAUCAGAGCUCACCUAUAUGCCUGUAGACACUCGGAGACGAUCAUUGACAUCCAGUGAUCUUUCAUCUGCAUUUUUCUGACUUGUUACAUUUUUAGGGAGGCCAUGCCAGGCCAUGUGCGUAGGCUUCUGUGUAGGUUCAGGACUACACAAGCCAAGAUACAGGACUAUCAAUCAGGUGCAAAAGAUUUCACACACCAAGAAGAGAAAUGAAACUUUUUAUUUUCUUUUGGAACAAGUUGUUGUACCAAACAGAACAAAACGGUUAUACCACUAGCUUUUGGUUCUGUUCACUGUUGUUUGUUAAGGAAAUUAAGCCUUAAAGCAUUGUUAUUUCUACAACUCUGUAAAACACUUAAGACAGAAGUGUUAUAGAUUUGUUGGACUGUUUAUGAAAGAAGCUGCAGCCUCAUUGCACUGACACCAUGAGCUGUGGGUUUGUGCAAUAAAGAAAAUAAAUCCACUGACAAAAUGACCUGUGUGUGCCUUAUGCCAGUGGUUCUCAACUGGUUGAGUCAUGGGACCCAACAUCAACUCCUCAAGGAGAAAUGCAACCAAAAGUUUGUAGAUUUUUUUGGUCAAUCAGAUGUAUUUAAUAAAAAAUAGUUGAGGUUGGGCCUAAGAUGGUACAAAAGAUGCAACAAAACAAGGAAAAAAGGACUAAACAUGUCUGUUUUUAAAGCGUCUCAAACAAUUUGGCGCAGGCACACAUCUGCAACCCACUGAAAAGGGCUGCAUGACCCACUUUUGGGUCCCGACCCAUCAGUUAAGAACCACUGCCUUAUACAACUUAUGAUUUUGUACAUGGUUGAAAUGAGUGGCAUUCAUGUUUAGUGGUGCAAUGAAUCUGCUGGGUUUUUUCUUAUAUUUUCCAUUUACAGUGGCUUUAAUAUACUUUUUCCACUGGCUCUGUAGACCAAUAUUAAAUUGUAUAAUCAAAGCGGUUACUAAAGGGCUAAAGAUAUGAAAUACUGGAGGAGUAAAGUAUUUUUCAAAUGUUUCCCUUUUUGUCUAAAUGCCUCAAAAUGCCAUUAAAAUGUUACU
Molecule: messenger RNA, 5916 nt
Organism: Cheilinus undulatus (humphead wrasse)
Lineage: Eukaryota; Metazoa; Chordata; Actinopteri; Labriformes; Labridae
Gene: slc49a3
Product: solute carrier family 49 member 3
Exons: 10
Coding region: 232-1698 (488 amino acids)
Biological process (GO): transmembrane transport
Cellular component (GO): membrane
Molecular function (GO): transmembrane transporter activity
Source: RefSeq, a predicted model, not a curated record